AUGGCGCCGGUGUGUGUGGCCUGCCGUCUCUCGCUGUCAGCGCUGUUCCUGUUUGUGCUGUUUGUGUCUUUCGUUAUCAGUAAAGUAAGCUCACUGUAUGUGUAUGACCACCAAACACUGCUGGAUCUUCGCCCCUCUGCUAAGGAUUUGGUGAAAGUAGAUCCUGAUCACUGUGGUCACACGACGUUUAAGCCGUUUCACCCCUGCGGUAUACCUGCUCACCUUCGCUGCACUUUCGCUCCAUUUCCCCGGCGUAAACGCCGGCGCCGCCGUGGCAAACGCAGCGGACAGCAGGUGAAAGUUAAAUCUCUCUUGGCUCGAUCUUCCGUGGUUUCCCUGAGGAGAAAUGGAGUGGGAUCUGGUCUCUUUCCUCAUCUGCGAUCGCUGCACCCUGUCGACUCCUGGCUGGUACCUGUCGUCGGAUCCGAUGGGAUGGUCCGUCCCCGCGGCCCCUGCUCUCCUCGUCCCCGCCGGCGUGGGGUGAAUCCCCGCCAUCUACGGGCCCUGUGUCGGGCUCCGCGAUCAGCUGA
Messenger RNA from Xyrichtys novacula (pearly razorfish), 530 nucleotides. NCBI's taxonomy places the organism in Eukaryota, Metazoa, Chordata, Actinopteri, Labriformes, Labridae. The record is from the annotation of a GenBank genome assembly.